AUGGAUCUCAAAGUAGAAACCGAGGAGAUGGACACGAAUCAACCUCCGCCCAUACAAGUUUUUGCGCACAAUUCAACCCUGCACGGAAUCUCGCACAUCUUCACCUACGAGCGGGUUUGCAUCAAGCGCUGCCUGUGGGUCGUGUUCUUCCUCGGCUCCCUGACCUUCUUGCUCUACGUGUGCGUGGAUCGCAUCCACUUCUACUUGGAGUAUCCCCACGUCACCAAACUGGACGAGGUCACGAGCCCGGCGAUGGUGUUCCCCGCUGUCACAUUUUGCAACCUGAACGCGUUCCGCUUCAGUCGGGUGACGCGCAACGACUUGUACCACGCAGGGGAGCUGCUGGCCUUGCUCAACCAGAGGUAUGAGAUCCGGGACGUGCACCUUGUGGAGGAGAGCGUCCUGGAGACCCUGAAGGUCAAAGCGGACUUCCACAAUUUCAAGCCACGUCCCUUCAACAUGCGGGAAUUCUACGACCGCACCGGUCACGACAUCAACGACAUGCUGCUGUCCUGUCACUUCCACGGGUCAGAGUGCAGAGCGGAGGACUUCAAAGUUGUCUUCACCCGCUAUGGGAAGUGUUACACCUUUAACGCCGGGGGUGACGGGCAUGCUCCACUCAUCACAACCAAGGGAGGUAUGGGUAAUGGCCUGGAGCUCAUGCUGGACAUUCAGCAGGAUGAAUACCUACCUGUCUGGGGGGAAACAGAUGAGACAUCAUUUGAAGCCGGGGUCAAAGUUCAGAUUCACAGUCAGGAUGAGCCCUCCUUCAUUGACCAGCUGGGGUUCGGAGUGGCACCUGGGUUUCAGACGUUCGUGUCUUGCCAGGAACAGAGGCUGAUCUACCUCCCCCCGCCUUGGGGAGACUGUAAGGUGACUCCCAUGGACUCCGACUUCUUUGACAGUUACAGCAUCACGGCCUGCCGUAUCGACUGUGAAACACGCUACCUAGUGGACAACUGUAACUGUCGCAUGGUGCACAUGCCCGGCGAUGCGCCCUACUGCACCCCUGAGCUGUACAAAGAAUGUGCUGACCCAGCUCUUGACUUCCUGGUGGAGAGAGAUAAUGAUUUCUGUGUGUGUGAGACACCGUGCAACAUGACCAGAUACAGCAAAGAGCUGUCGUUUGUCAAGAUCCCCAGCAAGGCCUCUGCUAAGUACCUCGCAAAGAAAUACAACAAGUCUGAGCAGUAUAUUGCUGAGAACAUCCUGGUUUUGGACAUCUUCUUUGAGGCUCUCAAUUAUGAGACUAUUGAACAGAAGAAAGCUUAUGAAGUCGCUGGACUUUUAGGUGACAUUGGCGGUCAAAUGGGACUUUUUAUCGGGGCGAGCAUACUUACUAUUCUGGAGUUAUUUGAUUACAUUUAUGAGGUGAUGAAGUACAAGUUGUGUCGCUGCUCUGAUAAGAAGCACAAGCACAACAACAACAAUGACCAGGGGACUGUCCUGAGCCUGGAUGAUGUAAAGUGUCACGUGACUAACUUUCACUAGGCUCGUCCCGCCGUGAGAAGGGGGUAGACACGCUCCCUCGAUCCCUUAAGCCGUUCCCCAUGGACAUCGUUCAUCACCGUGAGCCAGAUCGCUGGUGCAAAAGAGAAUGUGUUUGAGUUUGUUGUGCCUGCUUGAGGUUUUUGCGAGACAUUAAGGUCCACGUGGCGGCUAAAGGAAGAGCCGCACACACAGCAGACCAGGAGUAAGGACAACCAGUGUUGUGAUGAAUUUUAAAAAUGUGACAGUAAGUUCAUUGGUCAUCUGUAAACACCUUCUCAAGACAUAAUGACGGAUACUGAAGCUUGAACUCAGCAAAAGUUCAGACGUGUUCAGUAAAAUCAGCUUUUGAAAUCCCAAUUACCCGGUGUUGCUUCUCAUCUUUCAUUCUGAGGAACAGUGAUAAAUUAGUGUCCCCUUCCAAAGUCUCUUUCAUUAUGAUUUUAGCUCAUUUGAUGUGUUGAGAAUCUGCAUGUCUGUCCUGCAUGUUCUUUCCUGUUCUGUCCCACUUGUUUCAAUUUCUUUUAGAAGUCUAGAUUUACUAUUCUUUUUUUCCCACCCCUUUUUUAAGUUUCCAAACUCUGCCCCUUACUCACUAACUAUCCAUUUCACAUUCAUCCAAAAAUCAUCUUAUCACAGGCUUCCCUUGGUCAGACUCUUGCAUAGCUCCUAUAUUCUGCCAAUAUACUACCUCAUUUUGCAGGGUGGCAGGACCCUGGAGAAUUCAUGAGCCAAAUUUUCAUGCUGAGAAAGAAAGGAUUGAAAAAAAAAAACCUCUGGCAUUACAAUAUACAUUAAAUUGUAUUUAUGAAGUACAUAAAUGAGUAAUAUCCAUUUUUAACCAGUAAAACAGAUGGAUACACAACAAUGAAAUCUAAUGCACAUAAACCAUAUGAUGAACAAAUCUUAAAAAGCUCGUCUCCCUGGCCACCAGGUGCUACACAGUAUUAUUUGCCUAAAGUAGCCUUCAGUGACAGUCAUUGUAUAGCUCACGAUAUAAUUUAAAGAUAUUAAGAGGAGCCUCUCAUCUCCUGCCAAAUGGAUGAAACGCAAAGAAUCUGAAUCAUUUUUUUUUUCUCCAUGAGAAUGUAACUGUACACUUCAACAUGUGGGCUACAUGUAGAUAUUCUUCAUCAACCAUCACAUUUAAGAGAUGUGACAGAGGAAGAUGAACUGAAUAAUAAUCUGUCUUAUCAAUGUUUUGUUGAAUGUGUUUUGCCAUCUUCAAGGUGCCAGCUGCUGUAGGUUGCAUGUAGCACUGUAAUGUAGCCUUCGGAUCUGUGAGCAGUAUAUUGGCAUGUUUGUCUGCCGUAUGUCAUCAUUUUGUCUGUUUGUGUGGUUGUGUUUUAUGAGCAUGUCAAAUUAGUGGGAGUGUGUGCAUAUGUGUGUGUGUGAGUGCCCGUGUGUGUGUGUGUGUGUGUCUGUGUGCAUGUGUGAGUGCAAUCUUGCCAGACGCCAAUGCCAUCAAAAUUGAAAAAGCAAAUUUCCAAAAGCUGCCCUUAUAUCCAAAACACUGUAUCUGUUAUCAGGUUUGCCGGCAGUCGGCAACCAUUUGGGGAUCGAGAAGUGCAUGUUUAUUUCUAUGCUGAGGUCUCAGAGAUUGUGUUUACAAAAAUCAAAUCAUCCAACCAUCGUUCUGUUGGAAUGGAUCUGUUUUCCACUCAUGCCCAUUUAGCCGAGCUGGAUGUUAUUCUCAAAAGAAAAUGAGAAUUGUAUAGUAUGUGGCCGUGUAGUGUUAUUAUCAAGCACAAUCGUACCAUCAGUUGUAAAUAAAUGUAAAAUACUGCAAGGACUAUGAUUAUUGUAUUAGCAUAGUCUCAUCUGUUCAGUGUUGUAUUUAUUGUAACUACUUAUUAUAGACUGCCUAUGUGUUCCUAUUCCAUUUUUUCUGUACAAAUGAUGCCUACCGGUUUACAUGUUUCCAGAUGGUUUAUUUAUCUAAGGCACAAUAAUGAUUAUUUAUUUGGGAUAAUAAUAAAGUAUGAGGCUGUUUUGUUUCUGCUCAUGUGGUUGCAAUCACAACUGCUUACACUUUAAAAGCUAUUUAUAUAUCGUUCAGCAGGCGAACAUGGACGACCAAGUGGUCAGGCAUCCCAAAAUAAGACCUCUGUCAAUUAUACUUCAUUUUUAUUAUUUUUAUGAUUUGUUUUGUUUUGUUUUGUUUUCCUUUUUUUUUCAUUUUCAACUGAAACAUUAAAGGAAAGUGUCGUUGUCUGGUGAUAUUGCUAAGUUAUGAAC
This is a messenger RNA of Myripristis murdjan (pinecone soldierfish), 3726 nucleotides long. RefSeq names its product acid-sensing ion channel 1-like. Gene Ontology annotation, molecular function: ligand-gated sodium channel activity. The coding region runs from base 1 to 1491 and encodes 496 amino acids. The transcript is spliced from 10 exons. Gene Ontology annotation, cellular component: plasma membrane. Gene Ontology annotation, biological process: sodium ion transmembrane transport. The record is from RefSeq and is a predicted model, not a curated record. NCBI's taxonomy places the organism in Eukaryota, Metazoa, Chordata, Actinopteri, Holocentriformes, Holocentridae.